ACAUUUUAUUAAUUAUUAAUAAUCUAAUUUUGCUUACGCUUCCCCUGCCUGAAAUCCUCAGCCAACCUUCUUCUUCUUCUUCUGCUCCCCAUCGCGGCCGAAACGUUAGAGAUGCAGUUGUGAUUGGAGUUAGUUUGGAAAAUACCUCCGAAACUCCAUUCUUUCUUACCCUUCCGCCCCCCGCCCCGCCUCUAAGGUUGUCGCAGAAAUUUCGAAUCUAAUUCCAAAUAUCAAGGGUAAAUGACUCAAGCUUUCUGCCACAAGCUCACCGUGAAUUUUUAGAUAUUUUUCACAAUUUUCUGAUUUCACUGGGCUUUUCUUUGCCAGUGAAAUACAUUAAAUUUAGAUGCAUAUCGACAACAUGGUUCAAUACAACUUCAAAAAGAUCACUUAUGGCGAUACAGUUAUGAUUGGAGUUAUUUGGGAAGCCAAUGACGAGAUAGCGGCGUAGGAAAAUACUUCUUCCCCUCCCUUCUUCCCCUCCCUUUCCACCUCGCUCCUAAGGUAGUCCUCGCUUGUUCUUUGGGCGGAGUAACGAGUUAAAUCCUAUCUCCGGCACAACAGCUCCGGGUUACACCUUGCCCACGGCAACCGCGUGACCGUGGAGAAAGCAAGGGAGACAUUAAGACAUGGCUACGAUAGCCCGAAGACCGCCGGUUUCACUUGAUACGAAGAAGAAAGAAAUGAAGAAGAAGAAGAAUAUGGAAGAAGAUCAGAAGAACAAGAUGGGGCAGGAGAUUGAGGAAAUUUUCAGGGCUAACAAGAAAAAGAGGAAGGAAUCCCCUGGAGUUGCAGGGCAAAAUUUAAAGGCAACUGUGGCAACAGGAAAAGAAGAUAAAAAGGUUAAUAAGAAGAAAAUGCCGAAGGAAGAGAAAGAGAAGAAGAAGAACAGAUUUCUUGUGGAUGAGAGUUCUGAGAAUCCCUCGAAGCGGAGGAGGACAGGGGAAGGGUUUGCUAUCUACUCUGAAGAGGAACUUGGCAUUGGUAAUCAAGACUCCGGCAACACGGCUCUGUGUCCUUUUGACUGCUCAUGCUGCUUCUGAGUCUUGUUGUAUGUUGCAAAUUUUAGGCAAACGCUUUUCUUUUCUCUUUUUACUCGUGUCGUUUUGAGCCAGUACAUUUCUUUUUGGUACUUGUGAUGUUUAAUAAUUUUUAUCUUUCUAUCAGGCAUAAAAAAAUGUUGCUUGUAUGAAACAAUUUGGUAAAAGUGUUGAUUCUUGGAUGGA
Messenger RNA from Phalaenopsis equestris, 1226 nucleotides. RefSeq lists its product as uncharacterized. Lineage: Eukaryota; Viridiplantae; Streptophyta; Magnoliopsida; Asparagales; Orchidaceae. The transcript is spliced from 3 exons. The coding region runs from base 630 to 1043 and encodes 137 amino acids. The record is from RefSeq and is a predicted model, not a curated record.